Teleopsis dalmanni is the source of this 1249-nucleotide messenger RNA. It is a transcript of the gene DIP-epsilon, whose product is annotated as lachesin. The transcript is spliced from 8 exons. Lineage: Eukaryota; Metazoa; Arthropoda; Insecta; Diptera; Diopsidae. The coding region runs from base 1 to 1188 and encodes 395 amino acids. Gene Ontology annotation, cellular component: neuron projection. The record is from RefSeq and is a predicted model, not a curated record.
AUGGCUAAAGUUGCGUGGAUGCAUUUCGAACAAUCCGCAAUUUUAACCGUACACAACCAUGUGAUAACGCGUAAUCCACGCAUUAGUGUGACACAUGAUAAGCACGACAAACAUCGCACAUGGUUUCUUCACAUCAAUAACGUACAGGAGGAAGACAAAGGACGCUAUAUGUGUCAGAUAAACACCGUCACUGCAAAGACACAAUACGGCUUCGUCAAAGUUGUCGUGCCUCCGAACAUUGAUGAUGCACUCACUUCCAGUGAUGUCAUUGUACGUGAGGGCGAUAAUGUCACGCUACGUUGCAAGGCAAAAGGUAGCCCGGAGCCAUCAAUUAAAUGGAAACGAGAUGAUGGCAAUAAAAUUGUUAUAAACAAAACAAUGGAGGUAUCGGAAGUAGAAGGAGAUGCUUUGGAAUUGGAGCGUAUUUCUCGCCUGCACAUGGGUGCAUAUUUAUGCAUUGCCACUAAUGGAGUACCGCCAAGUGUCUCGAAGCGAAUUAAAGUCAGCGUAGAUUUUUCACCAAUGGUUUGGAUACCACAUCAGUUAGUCGGCAUACCAAUGAACUUCAAUGUCACACUUGAAUGUUUCAUCGAAGCGAAUCCUACGUCACUUAAUUAUUGGACACGUGAAAACGAUCAAAUGAUUACGGAGUCAUAUAAAUACAAAACUGAAACAAUAGCCGGUAAUCCAUCGUAUAAAGCAACAAUGCGUCUAACGAUUACAAACGUACAAAAGAGCGAUUACGGGAGCUAUAAGUGUGUCGCCAAAAAUCCUCGUGGCGAAAUGGAUGGCACCAUAAAGCUAUACAUGUCGAGUCCACCUACUACAAUACCGCCACCAACAACAACCACAACAAUACGCAUAACAACGACUGAGAGGUACAACUUCAAUACGGCAACUUAUGGCGAUGUGCCAACAAAUUCAGUGAUUUCCAUCGAUAAAACGAACACCAAGUACCAGUCGAAUUUAAAUGAAAUCGGUAAAUCAGAACAAAAGCUCACCGGUGACAACUUGAAAAGCUACGAUUGGUCAAAGGAUAAAAGCAAUGCUGCUUCAAUUGGAUUCAGUGUGAAUUUUAUUGUGGCACUGGUCUUUGGCAACAUAAUCUGGACCAAUCUUUGGCGGCUUCUCUUGACAGCUACUGUCGGACGCGGUUUAAGCGUAAGCGUAACAUAUACGCAAGCGUAAAGCGUUAAGGCGAUCCUGCAACUUCAAAUUUACGUAGUACGAGCUAAAUCCAAAACACAGA